This is a messenger RNA of Pan troglodytes (chimpanzee), 2672 nucleotides long. RefSeq names its product zinc finger protein 573 (gene ZNF573). Lineage: Eukaryota; Metazoa; Chordata; Mammalia; Primates; Hominidae. The coding region runs from base 86 to 2128 and encodes 680 amino acids. Gene Ontology annotation, biological process: regulation of transcription by RNA polymerase II. Gene Ontology annotation, cellular component: nucleus. The transcript has 6 exons. The record is from RefSeq and is a predicted model, not a curated record. Gene Ontology annotation, molecular function: RNA polymerase II cis-regulatory region sequence-specific DNA binding; DNA-binding transcription factor activity, RNA polymerase II-specific.
AGAGGGCAACGGGAACACCCAAUCUAUGGCUUCCCUUCCGUUUUCGCGUGGUUCUUUUGCAAGCUCUGGAUUCUCUGGAGUUUGAAUGUUUCCAGUAUUGGAACCCCACCAAGUAGGACUGAUCAGGUCUUACAAUUCUAAAACCAUGACCUGUUUUCAGGAAUUAGUGACAUUCAGGGAUGUGGCCAUAGACUUCUCUCGGCAGGAGUGGGAAUACCUGGACCCUAAUCAGAGGGACUUAUACAGGGAUGUGAUGUUGGAGAACUAUAGAAACCUGGUAUCACUGGGAGGACAUUCCAUUUCUAAACCAGUUGUGGUUGAUUUACUGGAGCGAGGAAAAGAGCCCUGGAUGAUUUUGAGGGAAGAAACACAGUUCACAGUACGAAUUCUCCAAUACUCCAGUGAUGAUAAAAUUAAAAUAUCAUAUUUGGAUUUACAGUGUGAGAUAAUCAGCUACAUAGAAGUACCCACUUAUGAAACAGAUAUAUCCUCUACACAACUUCAGAGCAUAUAUAAGAGAGAGAAACUCUAUGAAUGUAAGAAAUGUCAGAAGAAAUUUAGUAGUGGUUAUCAACUUAUUCUACAUCACAGGUUUCAUGUUAUUGAGAGACCCUAUGAAUGCAAAGAGUGUGGGAAGAACUUUCGUAGUGGCUAUCAACUUACUCUACAUCAAAGAUUUCAUACUGGUGAGAAACCCUAUGAAUGUACAGAAUGUGGGAAGAACUUUAGAAGUGGUUAUCAGCUGACUGUACAUCAGAGAUUUCAUACUGGUGAGAAAACCUAUGAAUGUAGGCAGUGUGGGAAGGCCUUUAUAUAUGCCUCACACAUUGUUCAACAUGAGAGAAUUCACACUGGUGGGAAGCCGUAUGAAUGUCAGGAGUGUGGGAGGGCCUUUAGUCAAGGUGGACAUCUUAGAAUUCAUCAGAGAGUUCAUACUGGCGAAAAACCAUAUAAAUGUAAGGAAUGUGGGAAGACUUUUAGUAGGCGCUCAAAUCUUGUUGAACAUGGGCAGAUUCAUACUGAUGAGAAGCCAUACGUAUGUGAGAAAUGCGGAAAAGCCUUUAGAAGAGGUCACCAACUUACUGUACAUCAGAGUGUUCACACUGGUAAAAAGCCAUAUGAGUGUAAAGAAUGUGGGAAGGGCUAUACCACUGCCUCAUACUUUCUUCUACAUCAGAGAAUUCAUAAAGGUGGAAAACCCUAUGAAUGUAAGGAGUGUAAGAAAACCUUUACUUUGUAUAGAAAUCUUACUCGGCAUCAGAAUAUUCAUACUGGUGAGAAACUUUUUGAAUGCAAGCAAUGUGGGAAGACCUAUACUACUGGUUCAAAACUCUUUCAACAUCAGAAAACUCAUACUGGCGAGAAACCCUAUGAAUGCAAGGAAUGCGGAAAGGCCUUUAGCUUGUAUGGCUACCUUAAACAACAUCAGAAAAUUCAUACUGGCAUGAAACGCUUUGAAUGUAAGGAGUGUAAAAAAACCUUUACUUUGUAUAGAAAUCUUACUCGACAUCAGAAUAUUCACACUGGUAAGAAACUUUUUGAAUGUCAGGAAUGUGGGAAGGUCUAUAGUACUGGCUCAAACCUUAUUCAACAUCGGAAAACUCAUACUGGUGAGAAACCCUAUAAAUGUAAGGAAUGUGGCAAGACCUUUAGCUUGCAUGGAUAUCUUAAUCAACAUCAGAAAAUUCAUACUGGUGUGAAACCCUAUGAAUGUAAGGUAUGUAGAAAAACCUUUACUUUCUAUAGAAAUCUUACUCUACAUCAAAGUAUUCAUACUGAUGAGAAACCUUUUGAAUGUAAGGAAUGUGGGAAGACCUUUAGACGUAGUUCACACCUUACUGCACAUCAGAGCAUUCAUGCUGAUAAAAAACCCUAUGAAUGUAAAGAAUGUGGAAAGGCCUUUAAAAUGUAUGGCUACCUUACCCAACAUCAGAAAAUUCAUACUGGUGGAAAACCUUAUGAAUGUAAAGAAUGUGGGAAGGCCUUCAGUCGUGCCUCAAACCUUGUUCAACAUGAGAGAAUUCAUACUGGUGAGAAACCCUAUGUGUGUAAGCAGUGUGGGAAAACCUUCAGAUAUGGUUCAGCCCUUACAGCCCAUCAGAGAAUUCAUAGGAGCAUAAAAGUGUAAGACUGUAAAGAGUACGAGCGUGCCAUUCAUCAUCAGACAGUCCACACUGGUGAGAAAUGAUGGAAUGUUAGUCUUAUAGGUAUGGCUUUAGCAAUUGAGAGAGUUCAAAAUGCAGAUCUUGCCACAUUAGAAAGCAUUCAAUGUCAGUCCUGUUUUAAUGGAAUAUCUGACUAUUCAAUGGUAAAUUAAGAAAAAAAAAACAGGAAUCCCAGUUUCUUCAUGCCUACAACAUCCAUGGCAUGGAUUUUUUUUUAAAAAACUUAAUAAUUAAGGCUGGGUGCGGUGGCUCGCCUGUAAUCCCAGCACUUUGAGAGGCCAAGGUGGGCGGAUCACGAGGUCAGGAGAUAGAGACCAUCCUGGCUAACACGAUGAAACCCCGUCUCUACUAAAAAUACAAAAAAUUAGCUGGGCGUGGUGGCGGGCGCCUGCAAUCCCAGCUACUCGGGAGGCUGAGGCAGGAGAAUAGCAUGAACCCAGGAGGCAGAGCUUGCAGUGAGCAGAGAUCGCGCCACUGCACUCCAGCCUGGGCAACAGAGCGAGACUC